Sciurus carolinensis (gray squirrel) is the source of this 441-nucleotide messenger RNA. Its product is annotated as phosphatidylinositol N-acetylglucosaminyltransferase subunit P-like. The transcript has 3 exons. Lineage: Eukaryota; Metazoa; Chordata; Mammalia; Rodentia; Sciuridae. Gene Ontology annotation, biological process: GPI anchor biosynthetic process. The record is from RefSeq and is a predicted model, not a curated record. Gene Ontology annotation, molecular function: phosphatidylinositol N-acetylglucosaminyltransferase activity. Bases 37 to 441 code for a protein of 134 amino acids.
GUGUUCCUUCACAGACUGGCCAAAGCCACAGGGAAAAUGGUGGAAAAUUCACCAUCGCCAUUGCUAGAAAGAGCGAUUUAUGGCUUUGUUCUUUUUUUAAGCUCCCAGUUUGGCUUCAUACUUUAUCUUAUGUGGGCUUUUAUUCCUGAAUCUUGGCUAAACACCUUAGGCUUAACCUAUUGGCCUCAAAAAUAUUGGGCAGUCGCAUUGCCUGUCUACCUCUUUAUUACUAUAGGAAUUGGUUAUGUACUCUUAUUUGGAAUUAACAUGAUGAGUACUUCUCCCCUCAACUCGAUUCAUCUGAUCACAGAUAACUAUUCUAAAAAUCAACAACAGAAGAAAUACCAAGAAGAAGCCAUCCCAGCAUUAAGAGAUAUUCCUAUUAGUAAAGUAAACCAAAUGUUCUUUCUCACAGCCGAAGAACUUUACACCAGAAACUGA